GCUUGCGAAUGAACUGUCAACAAAUACUUUUUGUACACAAAACCAUACUGAACAAAAGACAGUAUCGAAGGCAUGCCCUGAGUUACUUUGCAAUUUGCCUGAACUACACUGUGCAAGAUUGUCUAAAGCGCAUAGCGUCUUAGGAUAUGAAAGUGUCAGACAUGAUAUUUUCAGUAAAUCUGAUGACAACAAGGAUUACUGUAAUUCAAACAAUGCAUAUCCAUCACUUCGUAACUCUCGUCGUAGAGAAAGUGCCAGAAUUCAUCCACACUAUCAAUCCGUUCAGUGCUCAGCUGCAGUUCUUCGUCCUCCACGCCCACCACAAAGAACAACUUCACUAGUCAGAGAUAAUCAAUCAGUUAGAUCUAACAGCAUUAUCAGUUCAGAUGCAUCAUACUCUUCCCACAGUAGCCCUAAUCGUAAUCCAACAUGCUCUAAGCAAGAAUCAAACAAUCAA
This is a messenger RNA of Trichobilharzia regenti, 457 nucleotides long. The record is from the annotation of a GenBank genome assembly. Lineage: Eukaryota; Metazoa; Platyhelminthes; Trematoda; Strigeidida; Schistosomatidae.